Colletotrichum orchidophilum is the source of this 510-nucleotide messenger RNA. RefSeq lists its product as uncharacterized. The transcript has a single exon. The record is from RefSeq and is a predicted model, not a curated record. The coding region runs from base 1 to 510 and encodes 169 amino acids. Lineage: Eukaryota; Fungi; Ascomycota; Sordariomycetes; Glomerellales; Glomerellaceae.
AUGUCUUCCCAAUCCCACCCGCUUCGCAACAUCCAGACGUCGACCGUCUUUGUCAACACAACCCUCGCUGGCCUGAACCUGGGCCUCUCCGUCUUUGUCAUACCCCGCCUCCUCGAGUCGCCGACUCCCCUCAUGCUACGACAAUGGUCCAAUAUGUACAAGCGGACCAGUCGGUUCUUCCCGCUAUCGAUCCUCUUCUGCGCAUUGAGCUACUGGUACAUGGCAUACGCUGUGCGCCACCUGCCCAGUAAAUCGAGGCUACUGGCCGCUGCCGGUGGCCUUUGCUUCACCAUAGUUCCCUGGACUGGGUUCUUCAUCCUCAGCAUCAACAAGAAGCUGUUCCGAAAAGCCGAGGAAACAAAAGAUAUGGGCAUAAUGGCUAUUGGUCUCACGCAGGAAGAAGAGGAGGGUGCCAAAUAUUUGGUUGAUCAAUGGGGCUUAUACAAUCUCGGAAGGAGCAUUGCCCUCGGUCUUAGUAGUGCCGUUGGCCUUUACAGCAUCGUUUCCUGA